CUUCAUGAGAGACAACGGAGGAGCCUGCCUUAAAGUAGCAGCCAUUAUCGCUGAAGAACCGCAAACAACCGACAGUUUGUUAAAACUGCGAGGCUCACAUUGUUUUCAUCUUAGUACUGUAUUGAUUUACGAGGGUGAUUCUUGAUUUUUUGGGGGGAAAUGGGCAGGAGCAGGAGUCGCACUCCUCCCAGGCGAGAGAGAAGGCGUUCCCGCUCGGGUUCCCGGGAGCGUGAGCGAAGGCGUAGGGAGAGGGAACGCUCUCGUUCCAGAGAUCGGGACAGAGACCGGCGGAGAAGCCGCUCACGCUCUCCUCACAGGAGGCGUUCAAGGUCUCCGAGGCGUCACCGCUCCUCCUCCCUCUCUCCUGUGAGACAAAAAGACCGACGUGACGAUGACCGCAAAGAUUCUAAGGACAAAGCAAAACCCAUUCAGAUCUCAGAGGAGGACAUGCAGGGCAAAACAGAAGAAGAAAUUGAGAUGAUGAAACUGAUGGGAUUUGGUUCCUUUGACAGCACCAAGGGUAGGAAAGCAGAUGGAGCAGCCAAUGCACAUGCAGUCAACGUGACCAUGAAGAGAAAAUACAGGCAGUACAUGAACAGAAAGGGGGGAUUCAACAGGCCUCUGGACUUCAUUGCUUAAAAGUAUCAACGAUUCAUUUGGCAAGUUUGCCUCGAUUCUGCCCUCACAAUAGUAGAUGAUGUUGUGCUAUUUUCUGUUAUUUCAAACCUGUAUUGUGCUAAGCGACAACUCUGAAUAUCUUUUUACAAGUGAACGCAUAAAUGUAAAUAGUAGUGCUUGCAGUAAGCCACAGCUGAGUACUCAGAGGAGACCCACUGUGGACCUAAUGCAUGGAGCUGUGUGUUAUUGAGGUGUGUGGGGUUUUGGCUGAAAUAAAAUGAUUUAAAAAAUGA
Messenger RNA from Acanthopagrus latus (yellowfin seabream), 911 nucleotides. It is a transcript of the gene snrnp27, whose product is annotated as small nuclear ribonucleoprotein 27 (U4/U6.U5). Gene Ontology annotation, biological process: RNA splicing. The transcript is spliced from 6 exons. Lineage: Eukaryota; Metazoa; Chordata; Actinopteri; Spariformes; Sparidae. Gene Ontology annotation, cellular component: precatalytic spliceosome. The record is from RefSeq and is a predicted model, not a curated record. Bases 160 to 639 code for a protein of 159 amino acids.